Molecule: messenger RNA, 3168 nt
Organism: Dermatophagoides farinae (American house dust mite)
Lineage: Eukaryota; Metazoa; Arthropoda; Arachnida; Sarcoptiformes; Pyroglyphidae
Product: insulin-degrading enzyme
Biological process (GO): peptide catabolic process
Cellular component (GO): mitochondrion; cytosol
Molecular function (GO): metal ion binding; metalloendopeptidase activity
Source: RefSeq, a predicted model, not a curated record
AAGCUUUACAUAUAUUUUUAAUUGUUAAAUGAUUUCCAUACGUCAUUGUUUAGGUGUAGCUUCUGUUUUAAAAAAUAUCCAUAGAUUGUCGUUGACAUUUUCUGCAAGACCAAUUUCAAUAGGAAAAAUGGCAACAAAAACAAUUCAACAACGAUUUGAAAAUAUUGUUAAACCUAAUGAAGAUAAAAGAAAAUAUUUAGGAUUAAAAUUAACAAAUGAUUUAAAAGUGUUGCUGAUAUCGGAUCCUGAAACCGAUAUUUCAGCUGCUUCACUCAGUGUAAAUGUUGGUUCCAUGUCGGAUCCAUGGGAAAUUCAAGGAUUGGCUCAUUUUUUAGAACAUAUGCUUUUUAUGGGCACUAAAAAGUAUCCAAAUGAAAAUGAAUAUAGUAAAUUUUUAUCACAACAUGGUGGAAAUUCCAAUGCUUACACUGCUGAUGGUAUAACGAAUUUCUUUUUCGAUAUUGCUCCUGAAUAUCUAGCUCCUUCUUUAGAUCGAUUUGCUCAAUUUUUCAUUGAACCAUUAAUGCUUGAAAGCUCGGUGAAUCGUGAACUUGAAGCUGUCAAUAGUGAAUUUGAGAAAAAUAUUAAAAGCGAUAGUUGGCGUUCAUUACAAAUUAAAAAAUCAUUAGGAUCACCUAAACAUGAUUUUUAUAAAUUCAAUAUUGGUAAUUAUGAAACGUUGAGAGAUUUACCAAAUUCUUCUGGUAUCAAUAUUAGAGAUGAAUUGUUUAAAUUUUAUGAACAAUGGUAUUCAGCAAACACAAUGUGCCUUUGUGUCUAUGGAAAAGAAACUGCUGAAGAAUUGACUGAAAUGGUGAGCAAUUUGUUUACAUCGAUAAAGAAUAAAAAUAUCAAAUCACCGAAUUGGACUAUUCAUCCGUACGGAGCAGAUAGUCUUAUGAAACAAGUAUAUUUGGUACCGAUCAAAGAAAAACGGACACUGGAAUUAGUUUUCACAUAUCCUGAUGAAAUAAAACAUUAUAAAUCAUCACCUGGAAUGUAUCUAUCGCAUUUGAUUGGCCAUGAAAGUAAAGGUAGUCUUCUUUCGGAACUGAAAAGACUUGGUUUAUCUUCGGCAUUGUUGAGCUAUUUUAAUUGUAACGAAGGUUUUGGUUUCUUUCACAUUAAUGUUGAUCUAACCGAAGAUGCUAUGAAUCGUAUCGAUGAUGUAAUCAUAUUGAUUUUUCAAUAUAUCAACAUGCUUAAAGAAAAUGGCCCUAAACAGUACAUAUUUGAAGAGAAUAAAGGAUUGAAUUAUAUUAAAUUUCAUUUUAUGGAAAAAUGUAAUCCAAUCGAUUAUGUGGCCAAAAUAUCAUCAGAUAUGCAUUAUUAUCCAAUUGAAGAUGUACUAUCUGCAAAUUAUUUGAUUGAUCAAUUCAAACCGGAUUUGAUCACCGAACAUAUUGAUUAUUUGAAACCAGAAAAUUGUAUUAUUGCAAUUUCAAGUAAAAGUUUUGAAGGACAAACUGAUCGUAAAGAAAAAUAUUAUGGUACCGAUUAUAAAAUCAUUGACAUGGGAAAAGAUUUGAUUGAAAAAUUGAAAAAUCCUAGCCGAAAUGAAAAUCUUAAAUUUCCUGAACCAAAUGAAUUCAUACCAACCGAUUUCAAUAUAAUCAAAUGCAAUGAACCAAAUACAAAUGUGCCGAAAUUAUUGAAUAGUAAUGAAUAUUUUCGUGUUUGGCAUCUUCAUGACCAGACAUAUGUUAAACCGAAAGUAUUUUACGCCUUUAAAUUGAUUAAUCCAAUUGUUUAUUCAAAUCCAUACAAUGUGAAUAUCAAUUCAUUGUUUGCAAUGUUGUUCAAAGAUGAUUUGACUGAAUUCUUGUACGAUGCUGAAUUGGCCGGACUUUCAUUCAACAUACGCAGCACUGUUAAUGGAUUUGAUAUGGAAUUUUUUGGCUAUAAUCACAAGAUGAAUGUUUUUCUUCGAAGAAUUUUUGAAAAAUUGAUUCAAUUCAAACCAACGGAACAACGAUUUGAGAUAUUGAAAGAGAAAUAUGCAAGAAAUCUACGAAACUAUAAAACACAACCACUUUAUUAUUUGACUAGUUAUUAUUUGAAAUCAGUGACUAGUGAACUUUUCUGGUCAUAUGAUCAUCUUAUUGAAGCAUUGGAUCGAAUGGAGAUUAGUUCAAUUAAUAAUCUUAUGCAGGCAUUUUUUACGAAUUUUUUAUUGGAAGCUUUUUUUCAUGGAAAUAUUGAUAAAGGACAGGUAUCGGAAAUAAUGGAUUUCAUUCAGAACAAUGUCAUCGUUCCGAAUCGUUCGGUGCCAUUGCAUAAAUAUCAUCAAGCAAUACCUAGAGAAAUUGUUUUGGAACCAGGCUGUUCAUAUUCAUAUGAGGUAAUCAACGAUAUUCAAAAACCGAAAGCAAUCAGCAUUUAUUAUCAAGUUUCAUUCGAUAAUAUUAAUGAUAUCUCGAAACUUUUGCUUAUUGAACAAAUUUUGAGUGAUCCAUGUUUCGAUUAUCUACGAACAAAAGAACAAUUAGGCUAUGUUGUCUAUACGAAACUGAGAGAAUUUAGCGGUGUUUAUGGAUUGAUUUUUGUAAUCCAAUCAGAUUAUAAUGUCUCUUAUCUUGAGGAUCGAAUCGAAGCUUUUAUCGAUUGGGCAAAGAAACAUUUCACUCAAAUGAGUGAAGAUGAAUUCAACACGGAAAAACAAUCAUUGAUUACUAGAUUGUUGAAGAAGAAAAAACGUUUACAUGAUUAUUCGGCCGAAUUAUGGGGAGAGAUUUCGAAAGAACAAUAUCGUUUUGAGAAAAAUAAAAAAUAUGUCGACAACGUAAAAGAAUUGAAUCGUGAAGAUAUCUCAUCAUUCUUUAUUAAACAUUUUGCCAUUGAAUCACCGGAACGGAAAAAGAUUAUGAUACAAAUCAUUAAAUCAGAUUCAGAAGCAAAUAAAACAUUACCACCAAUUAAUGAUUCGGAUCUGUUGCCAGCACCGCCUAAAAAGGAAUCUAUAUUGAUUAAAAAUGUUGAAGAGUUUACAAAAUAUAAAUCACUUUAUCCAUUACCUAAACCGAAAACAUCAACAACAACAACAACAUUUUUAGUACAAGAAUAGAUAAUAAUGAGCAUACAUGUUACAACAAAACUUUUAUCUUCAUUUUUUUAAAUACAAAACAAAAUAUAGGUUUUUUUUCACUGAUUAUUCAAAAAUAAAAGAUU